GACUGAACACUGUGACGUCAAUUCUUUAUUUUGGCCUCCAAUCGCUGUGGAUGUCCUGCGCUACAGAUGUUGUGCGCUCCCUGCGCAGUGUUAUCAUGAUACUGACAAACGGCCUUUAGCACCGCAUGUUUUUUAAAGAAGCAAAGGUGCUCACCUGUGAUUCGAGAUGAAUUGGAUAUGAAACAAUAUGAUGCUUUUUCUUUUGCGUUAUAUGUUUUUUGUGUUGAAAUAAGGGCCUCAUCCGUCGUGAAAAUACCUCUGAGGGAUGCCAUUUAACUGCGUAAACAUAAUGGCUUUGGCUGAGCAUCAUCGACUCAUUACGUGUGUGCUGCUGUUCUGUAUAGUGACUAGCAUUCAAACCCGGUUCUCUCAAACAUUAGACUUGAAAUCUAAAAUAUCGGGGGUGGAGGAGCUCUUAGAGGAAUUCCGCAAGCAGCUCCAACAGGACCAGACGUAUACCAGGGAGGAGGAAGAGGUAGUUGACGUCUGUCUGGCUGAUUUCAACGCGGUAGAGGAGCACAUCAUCCGAGCGACUGCCUCCAUUGAGCAGGGAGCCACCUUCCUCUCGGCUCCUGACCGGGUGUACAGUUGGAAAGACUGUCUCCAUGCCUGCUGUGCAGACCCUCACUGCACGGUGGCGGUGGUCCAGGAGGACAUGAGACAAUCGGACGACAGCCUCAGCUGCUAUUUGUUCAGCUGCACCUAUAGAAAUAAAAACAUUUGUUCAUUCGCAGCACAGGCAGGGUUUAGCACCUACAGUCGGGCUCACAAUACAACAGGACACCUCAUCUCCUCCAGUGGCAAUAAAGAUGUGAACAAAUUGGUCAAUUUGAUUAGGAGACCUGAGGAAAACCCUAGAGUUGAUGAUGGCACUCAAAUGCCAGACAUGGACGAGCCGCCCCGCAGUAAUGCCGGCCAGGAUGUAGUUAUCCAGCUGCCCACUGACUGUGCGGUACUGGACGGGCGGGACAGUGUGGACGACUAUGGGGUCACCCGCUACGAAUGGGCCCUGGUGAAGGGUGAACCGGCCAUCAACAUGAAGGUGACCCAGCCAGGGUUACUGAAAAUCAGUGGUCUACAGGAGGGUUCCUUUACCUUCCAGAUGACUGUCACAGACACCGCGGGACAGAAGAGCUCAGACAAUGUCACUGUGACAGUGCUGGCUCCAGAACACCAAGCUGAAGUUGAUGGGAACAGGAAGUCAAUGACCCACCCUGCAGGUCUACCCAGCCCACACAAGCCUGUGGCCCAGCCAGAGGAGACUGGGGACCACUCCAUGGCCCAGGGUGGACCCAGGAAGACCAUGGAGGAGGCCAGACCAACUCCACCACAAGCCCCACAGACUCCACAGUCUGGUGACUGGAGCAAGGCAGUGCCCCGAGUCCUACCACUGCCAAGUCACAGUGAACAGGAGAGCCCUGUCCGUCAAGAGCCCUGUGCAGCGCCCCCUGCUGUGGGGCCAUGUAAAGGCAUCUUCCCACGCUGGUUCUAUGACCCUGUGGCUGAAGAGUGCAAGCACUUCAUCUACAGAGGCUGCAAGGGCAACCACAACAACUUCCUGCAGGUGGCAGACUGCGUCAAUGAAUGUAUAAAAAGAACAGGUCCCGCUAACAAGCAAACAACAUUGGCACCUCCCCCCACCACCAAACACACCGAGACAGUCUUACCCAGUACAUUUCCUGCGGAGGCCCCUAAAGUGACCAUGAAGUGGCCAGAGAUCAAACCACUACCAGAGCGUGACAUGUUCCCAAUAUCCAAACCACAUUCAGUAAUGGGAGGACACCCAGGGCCUGAGUCAGGUGCUAUACUGCCAUUGGCUCUAGGCCUGAUCAUCACGGCUUUGCUGCUGCUCAUGAUUGGCUGUCGCCUGCGGUUGGUCCGCCACAAGCUGAAGAAGGCCCGACCCCUCACCACUGAGGAGUCUGAUUACCUCAUCAAUGGCAUGUACCUGUAGCAGCAUAGACAGGGAUGAAUGCUCCACAGAACUAGAAUGAGAGGUUCCAAGUCCCUUCAAAUCAUUCUAUUUAUAUGGGAAACCCCAACACUGUCAGCCAGGUGGAGUCUUCAUGAUUACCGAACAAACUUUCUACACCACGACUGUGUACGACUUUUUCAGGUGCACUCGAUUUAGAUAACUCCACGUGCGAGGUAGGCGGCGAUCACUCUUUGGAAUGGUCCCCAAAGUGCAAACUCUACCCACACAGCACUCCAGGUGAGCUAAAUCAAACACAGCUUUUAACAGGAAAUACAUGUUUUUGCCACUUUUGUACACUCACUUAGUGUACAAACUGAUGCUCGUCUGCACUUAGGUUUGGAAAGAGAUGCUUUCCUUUUUCUUUCAUGAUUUCUUUCACCCUUAAAGAUGUUAUUUUAAUAUUACAACAAAAUGUCAAAGUCAUGGAUGUAUAUUUUCGUGGAGAUAUAUGGUACUUUAUCCAUUAUGUAAUACUCUUGCCACUGUUGUGCUAUGAUGCUGUAUAUCUAUUAGGCUUGGCGUAGAAUUAAACUUUUUACCAGACUACUUUGAAAUAUGGGGAUAGCGAGAUAUGUAAUUUAUUGUCAAUUCCAAUCAUUACUGAAAAUUAUUAUUUUGUUAUAAAACCAAGUAAUUCCAGAAAAGCCCAUAUCAAGCAUUCUAGGAUGUGUCUGAUAUGGUAUGUUGCUUUUCUUUAUCAUCUAUGUAGUUUCAAUGUUGAUGUGUAGAUGUAUCUCUAAAGUCUGUAUGCACACGGUUUGUGUGAGACAGUAAAGUUAACUCUUGAUCAAUGUCUUUUGUGAUUCUGUGCCAAAGGCUUAGGAGUAUUUUAAAUUGGUAAGAGAUGCAAUCUGAAUAUACAUUGUGGAUUCUUCCAUCUCUGUUCAGCUAUUAUAUUCCACCUUUUGCCACUCCUGUCAUUUGCCAAAGAUGUGUCAAGAAGUGGAACGUUAGCUAAAAAGUCUGGUACACAGACUAAAUUCUUCCUGCUCUACCACAUAUUUUUUAGAGUGGCUAGGAAAUGGCAGUAUAGAAGCCGUCUUCAACAGCAUAGACAGCUUGUAGCAAUAAACACUCCAUAGCACAAAAACAUAAGCAUAUUUUUAUUUUCAUUUUUGCCAUUCCAGAAAUUGUGAAAGCCAUAGCUCAUCCAAUAUUUUUAAACAGACAUUCAAUCACUUUGCAUUAAAAUGUAUUUUGGCAACGCACCGGCUACCUUGUUUCACACUCACACAUAUAUAUAUAUUGUAUGUAUGGCUCUGCUUUGUUUAGUGUCAGUAAUCAGUAAAGCUUGCAGUCUGGUCAUGGACACCAGAGGCAGCACACAAUAAAUCAUGGGGGAAAUCACAACCCUGAAUGUGUGCACGUGUUCACAUGUGUAUAUACACACUCACUCCCAUAUGUAUUUGGACAGUGAAACUAACAUUUUAAAUGUGGGUCUGUACUUCAGCAUUUUGGAUUUGAGAUCAAAUGUUUCAUAUGAGGCAACAUUAUAGAAUGUCACUGUUUAUUUUAGGGUGUUUUCAUAUUUGUUUUACUAGUUUAGAAAGGAAAGCACUAUGUAAGUAUUUGGACAAAUGGGCUUAUAGUGUAUUAAAGUAGUCAAAAGUUGAGUAUAAUUCUUAACGCUUGACUACAUCAAGCUUGUGACUAUACAAACCUGUGAUGCAUUUGCAGGUUGUUUUGGUUAUGUUUUGACCAAUAGAACUGAAUGAAGAAUGUAAUUUUCUUUCAAAGUGAGUAAUGAAGAUGUUUCUGAACCCUUCUACAUUAAUCCUGAUAAUAUCAUGAUUAAGAAAAAUCAUGAAUGAAUCAUGAAUAAUGAGUGAGAAGGUUACAAAGGCUGCAACAAAACAUGCGAAUCUCUCACCAUUACCAAUAACAGAGGUUAUAAUUUAGGGGGGGGGUCUUUGUACCUGUAACCUUCUCACUCAUCACUAUUCACAAUUUGUUCAAGAUCACCCAUAACAUCCACAUGAAUGUAGAAUUGUUAAGAAACAUCUUCUAUUCUUACAAUAUGUGACUCCUAAAUAACCCAAUACAUCAUUGCCCAUUCACUUCCUAUUAGGUGACGACGCUGAUAUAUGUUAGCAGAGCAGCAGUACAGAUAUCUAGUCAGAUCUUCAGAUGCACUCUAAAGUAAGUGGCUGAAUAAUCUCUUCAACUCAGGCUUUCCUCAUCACAACAGUCUUUACACUCAGCUUUGUUUGGAGCUGAAAUGGUUGAUUUGCAAAUCAAGAUGUAACCACAAAAACUCAAUCUUGCAGCAAAUCAAAAGGAAAAUUCACAACCCAAAAAAUGCAGGCCAAUAUAUAUAUUUUAAACAAUCCCCGACACAUUCUUCUGUUCAUUCUCCAGCAGUCGUUAUUCCGACCUCAGGGGUUAUUCCUCAGCAUGAUACUCUAGGUAGAGUUAAAGGAGAAAAAACAAAAUCACCAUGGUUUGUUGUUUUCAAAGAAAUCCAAUGGCUGUUGUUGGAACCCAAAGUAGUCUCCUCCAGGUUCACAUUGAAAUGUGGAAUAUGGACAGUCUGUCGCCUCAAAGUUCAUCCCUGUGAGAAAGAGGCAAAACAUUAAGAGAUGGACAUAAAGAGUAAAUACACUAUGUCAAAUCAUAUCCUCCCUCGUCAUGCAACCGUAGGUUAGAGUUAGACACUUCCAUGCACAAACUGUUAUAGAAUGCCCCACACCAUGUGCAAAAUGCAAAUGUCCCUAUGGUUAUUUGAUUUCUCCAUCUCUUCAGAUUUAACCAAUGAAGAACUAGUAUAUUAUGCAGUAGGGGAGAUUGGGGUAAGUUGAACCAUUUUUUACAUUCAGCAUCACUCUGUCAAGGGGAAUAUAGUAUUCUUUCUAACAAAGAUAUAUAUCUACAUAUAAUUCAGGAUGAGGUUUCCCUGGAAAUAAUCAGCAUUUAUGUAAAGAAAACAGUUCUGAAAACAUUGCUUGUUCUUUUAGCACAACUUACCAUAGGUAUGGGGUUAAUUCUGUACUGAAUAAAAUAUUACCACUACCUUUUAAAAAAACUUGUCUCUAUUUCGCAAACACAAUUGCUUUUUUGUCUUUUAAUAAUUUUAAGCAUAUUUUAACACAGGCUUAUAUUCUACCUCAUAUCUUAGUGAUAAUGCCUUGCAUUAAACCUGGGAAGUAAACACUUCAAUCUGCUCAACUUUCCCCAAGGAAAACAUUUUGACUAUAUUAGCCGACACAGCUACAAGGAUUGACUUUCAUGCGGUUUAGAUUCUCAUAUUGUA
This is a messenger RNA of Oncorhynchus kisutch (coho salmon), 5225 nucleotides long. RefSeq names its product low-density lipoprotein receptor-related protein 11-like. Bases 266 to 1954 code for a protein of 562 amino acids. NCBI's taxonomy places the organism in Eukaryota, Metazoa, Chordata, Actinopteri, Salmoniformes, Salmonidae. The transcript has 8 exons. Gene Ontology annotation, molecular function: serine-type endopeptidase inhibitor activity. The record is from RefSeq and is a predicted model, not a curated record.